Molecule: messenger RNA, 3204 nt
Organism: Brassicogethes aeneus
Lineage: Eukaryota; Metazoa; Arthropoda; Insecta; Coleoptera; Nitidulidae
Source: the annotation of a GenBank genome assembly
AUAUCAGAAAUGCUGUUCUUCUUAAAGUGUUGAUUUAAUUUAAGUUUUCAAAAUGAUUCGAAUAUUAAAAAUAGUUACUAUUGUUUUAUGUUGCGUAAUCACUUUUGUUUGCUCUAGUACCAUGUUAAUUGAUACAUUAAGGGCCCAUACAUACACAAAUAACCCAUUACCGGCGAUAAGUUCUUACUCUAUAAAAACAAAUGUGACAAAUAGAUUUGCGGAAACCAUGGUUACAAGCGUGGUACGUAACGUAAAGGGCUAUCCUAGAAAAACCAUAUUUUCCGUGGUUAUACCAGAAAACGCAUUUGUUACAAAGUUUACAAUGGAAAUAAAUAAUAGGGUAUAUGAAUCAUUUGUUGUUGGUAUUGACGAAGGACAAAACUAUAUAAAUAUACAUAACACAGGUGCACAUGUAAGCGUAAGAAACUCAAAUGAAUUUGAUUUGGCUGUUAAUUUAGAACCAUUUAGCACAACAGUAUUUAAACUGCAUUACGAAGAACUUCUUGAACGAAAAAAUGGAAAAUAUGAGAUUAUUGCCAAUAUUUUUCCCAGGCAACUUGUCGAAAAUUUGGAGGUCGAGGUUAUUAUUAAAGAGGACGAAAAAAUAGCCUACUUCAAUUCGCCAUACUUGAAAACUGGCGAUAUUAUUCUGAAAAACCAGACUGACUAUAAAGCUGAUGUUUUCGCAAACAUUACUUCGCACACAGGUUAUAUCAAAUUUACUCCCGGCAUGGUUAACCAAUUUAAAUUGGCAUGUGAUGGUCUAAGAGGUGUUAACAGUUUUGCAGCCCAAUUUGUUGUAGCCUACGAUGUAACAAGAUCUUCUCCAAGCCAGGUUUUGGCAGAUGGUGAAUUUUUCGUGACGUAUUUUUCACCGCCGAAUUUAAAGCCCUUAGAACAAUUUAUAAUUUUUGUGCUAGAUGUAAGUGGUAGUAUGGAUGUAGAAAAUAGACUUAAACAUUUAAAAGAAGCUAUGCAUUUAAUUCUUGAUACAGUCUCUGAUAAGGAUGUUUUUAAUAUAAUAACAUAUAGCUACGAAAGUACAUCAAUGUUAAUAGACAAUUCUGUGAAGAAAGAAGCAUAUCCAGCGACUAAAAGUAAUAUACAAAAUUCUAAAAACCUAAUUGACCAAUUGAUAGCAGACGGUGGGACCAACAUUUAUGACGCACUUAAAACAACAUUGGACCUAAUUGAAACAAUACAAAAAAACACAGCAAAUUCUUACACUUCAAAAAUUGUAUUUCUUACGGAUGGAGACCCAACUGUUGGUAUAACAGAUCCGAAUUUAAUAAUUUCUGAGAUAUCUCAACAAAAUAUUGACCUAAAAGCGCCAAUAUAUACAAUAUCGCUGGGAGAAAGUGCAAACCGAACCUUGCUUAUAAAUUUGGCUUCAAACAACAACGGUUUUGAAACUCACAUUUAUGAUCAGACCGAUAAACAGGAACAACUAAAGGAUUUUUACGAGAGAAUAAAGUCACCUGUACUAAAAAAUAUACAAUUUAAAAACUUAAACGAUAUAACUGACAUGACAACGUCUAAUGUUCCACUUUUGUUCGAUGGUUCUGAAAUAAUAGCUGCCGGAAAAGGUGGAAUGUGGAAGAUAACUAGAAAUACACCUUUUGUAACAACAGGUCAAACAAAUAAUGGAACAAUUGAAUACAAGCCAUCAGUUAAGGUACCUUCCGCAAAAUUAGACCGCUUAUGGGCAUACCUAUAUGUGAAGCAACUACUUAAAAAUAGUCUGAUAUCCAAAAACCCUGAAGAGUUAAGAAAGAAAGCUAGAGACGUGGCCAUAACCUACUCUUUAGUCACCGAUGUUACCAUGUUGAUAGCCAGAGGGUUACCUAAUGGAAAUCGUUCAAUCAAUCUCGUUAGGGAUUACACUCCUAGGGAAUCAAUUGAACAGAACCGUUUGUGUAGAAGAAUUUCAUGGCCAGCUGCUACACGAGGUCCUCUAAUUUAUACCACGACUGCUGUGACUACGACUGCUGUGACCACUUCUGCACCUACAGCAAAGCAUACUUCCACUUCUAUAUACACGACUGCACCAUCUUAUCCCAGUUGGAGCACUAAUAGAUACGAUUUUAGUACAUUGUAUUCUUCUACAACCAAAAAUUAUCCUUUUUACACAUACACAACUAGAUCACCAUAUUGGAACAAUCAAAAUGUUACUACUGAAAGUAUACCUACUACCACCAAUAAUCCAAAAAAAUCGUUUACACCUGAUGCAUGUCUUUUGAACUCAGACCAAGGUCCCUGUCGAGCAUACACCACCAAGUUUACCUUUGACAAGAGGUAUGGCGUUUGCAGACCAUUCAGGUAUGGUGGUUGUUUAGGAAACGAAAACAAAUUUGAUUCCUUAGAAGAGUGCAGCAAAAACUGUGUCACUAUGGAAGAUUACGAUAAGUGUUCCCUACCUGCAAUGAGAGGUCCUUGUUCGGCUAAUUUAUCAAAAUGGUUUUUCGAUCAAAAUGAUAACGAAUGCAAAGAAUUUUCAUAUGGAGGAUGUCGAGGUAAUUCCAACAAGUUUGAAAGUAAAACGGAUUGCGAGAGGGAUUGCAUUAAAUCUGAAAAAAGAGACAUAUGCCAAUUUGUACCUGAUUUAAACGAUACUAAUUGUGGAAUAUCUAAAAUAAAUUAUUAUUACAAUGUAGAUAAAUGCGUACCUUUCAAAUACACAGGUUGUGAUAAGACCCGAAAAGGUUUUGAAAGCCUUGAUAAAUGUAAAAUAUCGUGUGAAAAAAGCUCCGUAAACUGCGGUUACUCAUUUGAUCCAGGACAUUGCAAUAAUUUUACUCGCCAGUGGUAUUUUGAUGUUAAAUUUGGAAGCUGUGUAAUGUUUAGUUAUAGCGGAUGCGGAGGUAACGGAAACCGUUUUGCGACUGAAGAUGAGUGCAAUCAAGUAUGCCGUUUUGUUGAAACCAUAGAUAAAUGCAAUCUCCCAAAAUCUCCUGGAACCUGUAGGGAAGUAUCCAAAAGAUGGUAUCACGAUUACGAAAAACAAGAAUGUUUUGAAUUUGAUUAUCAUUGCUAUGGAAACACGAAUAAUUUUAAUUCAGAAGACGAAUGUUAUUCAAAUUGUGCUGUAAGAAGAAACUAAAAUAAAACAUAUUCCUCUUACAGUAGUACUGUGGGGAAAACAAAUGACCCCAGUUGAAAUAAAUGUAUAUAAAUUAUUAAUAAAGUAUUUGUUAAAACCUUGAA